Haemorhous mexicanus (house finch) is the source of this 4571-nucleotide messenger RNA. RefSeq names its product transducer of ERBB2, 2 (gene TOB2). Gene Ontology annotation, cellular component: cytoplasm; nucleus. Gene Ontology annotation, molecular function: transcription corepressor activity. Lineage: Eukaryota; Metazoa; Chordata; Aves; Passeriformes; Fringillidae. Gene Ontology annotation, biological process: regulation of gene expression. Bases 293 to 1315 code for a protein of 340 amino acids. The transcript has 2 exons. The record is from RefSeq and is a predicted model, not a curated record.
UUGGCUCACUCGGGGCCAGGGCGCGGGCGGCUCUGGGGCCAUAGCAGCGGCAUCAGCACCACAGCACCGGGCCCGCCCCGCGCCGUCGGGGAUAAGGGAGGGAGGGGACGGACGAGACGGGGCAAAGCAGAGACGAGACCUGCCGGCAGCGCCCUCGGCCCCCGCGACAGCCGCCAGCAGCCGCCGGCCCUGGAUCCGAGAACGAAGUCUCUUUGGAGUCAAAACUUGUCUAUGUUUCUGUCAUUUUGUCACUUUUAAUACACUGCCCUGAUUUGCUUGCUGGGAAGAGAGUAUGCAUCUGGAGAUCAAAGUUGCUCUUAACUUCAUCAUCUCAUACCUGUACAACAAGCUUCCUCGGAGGCGGGCAGACCUGUUUGGUGAGGAGCUAGAGCGCCUGCUGAAGAAGAAGUAUGAGGGUCACUGGUACCCAGAGAAACCUCUGAAGGGAUCUGGCUAUCGCUGUGUUCAUAUAGGGGAGACGGUGGAUCCAGUGGUGGAGCUGGCGGCCAAGCGGAGCGGGCUGGCUGUGGAGGAUGUGCGUGCCAAUGUGCCAGAAGAGCUGAGUGUCUGGAUUGAUCCUUUUGAGGUUUCCUACCAGAUCGGUGAGAAGGGCUCUGUUAAGGUUCUCUACCUAGAUGACAGUGAGGGCUGCAGUGCCACAGAGCUGGACAAAGAAAUCAAGAGCAGCUUCAACCCCGACGCCCAGGUAUUUGUCCCUAUCGGCAGCCAGGACAACUCACUGUCCAACUCUCCGUCCCCCUCCUUUGGCCAGUCACCCAGCCCCACCUUCAUCCCUCGCUCUGCGCAGCCCAUCACUUUCACCACUGCCACCUUUGCUGCCACCAAGUUCGGCUCGACCAAGAUGAAGAAGGGUGGAGGAGCUGGAGGAGGGGGCGGUGGAGCAGGGGCUGUGCAGCAGCCGAGAAUGGUCAGGUCUCCCACCACCAACCUGCUGAAGCACAAGGGCCUCUCCCUGUCUAUGCACUCUCUGAACUUCGUCGGGAGCGCUGGGAGCCAAGCCCCACAGUCACAGCUCUCCCCCAAUGCCAAGGAGUUCGUUUACAGUGGCGCCUCGCCGGGAGCCAGCAGUCUCUUCUUCGAUGGUGUUGCCAGUGAGAGCCAGGCCAGCAGCAUCCCACCAGCAUCGCAGUUCAAUGCCAGCACAGGUGGUACCUUUGAUAUGGCUCAGGUCUUCAGUGGCAGCACCAAUAGCCUCUUUUUGGAGAAGUCUCCCUUCGUGGAAGGACUCAGCUACAACCUGAAUGCCAUGCAGUAUCCUAGCCAGUCGUUCCAGCCCGUCGUCCUGGCCAACUGAGUACAAUGGAAGGAGAGUAUUUUGGGGCAGGGAGGGAGGGGGGAAACAAGAACAAAACAAACAAACAAGAGGGAGAGAAAAGAAAAAUAGAAAUAUACAGAAAAUAUUAAAACCUUACAAAUAUAGGUUCUUGGGAAACGAGAGAGCUCAGUGUUGUUGCGCUGUGCUGGUAACGCUCCUGAAGCACUGAAUUGUUUUUUAACUCAGUACCUGUGCUUUUUUCCUACUCACUUUUUUACUCCUUAAAAUGAGUCUUGGACUUUUUUUUGGUUUGUGUGCCCUCUUCCCCUACCCCAGCCCAGGACUGGUGCAACUGUAGGUCACAAUGUUCCUGAUUCCCUGCACCACCCCCUGCCCCACACUGGACACAGGGUCCUUCUACCUGGGUGUAGGGAUGUCAUCUUCAUACCACCGUGCUGGAGGAGGGACAAGAAGAGGAUGAGUCAGUGUUGGUGGGGACACACACAGUCUUGUUGCAUGCUAGCCAGAAUGGGUGGGUGAGCUUGCUUUUUCUGUGUAUACAGAGAACAUCGCCUGUGCCCACAGGCGCAGACCAUUGUGCUGUUGUGGCUCCAGCCCAAGCUGGCAUCAGCUGUUCUGUGUGCUGAAAAGCACUAACUCUUCUCCUUGACCAUCUCGCAGCACAUCACAGUCAGGGCAGAGCUUUACUGUGAAAUGGCUUCUUCCUGCUCCAUUCCUCAUCUGCACUUCCAGUUGUGACUACAGGGGCACAGUGGCUUAGUGGCUCUGGUUGUUGGACCUUUCUGUACCUGAGCAAGAGGGCUUUUUUAUGCUCUCUCAGGGCUGCCCAGUCUGGAUGACAGCCCCUGUGUAGAAUCACCACCUGCCUCUCUUCGUGACUUGGGGGAGGUGGUACUGAACCAGCUGGACCCCACUUGAAUCCUUUCACCACUUCCCAGAUGUUCUCCCCAGCAGCAGAGGCCACCAUCCACAUGGGGUGGCCUCUGAGGUCAGAGUUCUCAUUAUCUGCUGUGUAUUAAUAUUCUUGUCUCAGAGAGGAAAUUUCUUCCUUUUUAGUCAGUGGGGCAGCACAACUUUUCAAGAAGAUAGGGUGAUGUUGAAGCUGCUGUCUUGAGUGGUAGCAUAAGGGUUUAUGCUUUCAGCCAGGUAUGCACCUGACUAAAUCCCUUCCCUUGACUUUCUGGAGAAGCAUGAGGAGGUGGCUGAUCCAGUGAGAAAAGGAAGCAUUUGUCAUAAAUACCUCAUUCCAGCCAGAUCACAUCAGCAUGGACAGCAGCAAUCUUAGGGCAGAGCUGGGAUGGGCUCUCCAAAGGCAAGUGGUUGUCACAGUCUGUGAAUGUGAGCUGCCUCUUCACAGCAGGGAUGGGAUAUGGGACUCUUGCACCUGUCUCCAGGAUGAUGUGUGGCAGUCAGGCAAAUGUGGCUGUUCAGCUUGAUCCCUUCUGUGUUGAGGACUCCAAAACCCACCUUCACAGAAAGCCAAAGGAGGACUGCUUCAUGCCCAGGAAGGAUGGAGGCUUUUUUGGUGGGAAGGGAGGUUUCUUUGAAGGCUGCUGUGUGAGCAUGGAAGUGUGCAAAGAGGAGAGAGAUGGAGAUGAUGAAACUCCAGUCUUUGAAGUUCUCAGUUUAAGUGAAAAAUAAGCUUUUGCUGCUUCCCAAACUUGAGGUUUGGUUUUCUUUUAAUGAUGCUUCUUUGAGCACAGUCUGAAAUCCACUCCUCCUGCACUUGUGGAACCAAUGUGCUCUUUCAAGAAACCUGUUUCAGGUGAGAUGAGCUUGACCAUGUGCUUUUCCUGCUCCCUUCCCUGAGAUGGAGGCACUCCAGCCCUUUUGUAGUUGUGUUGCCACUGAGCAUUUGCAGAAGGUGAUGGGCUGUCCCAGGGAGGCUGUGUCUGCCCAGAGCUCUCCCAGGAGAGUUUCCAGUGUACCCUUCCCCUCGAUGGGUGAUGGGGUGCAUGGUCCUGACCUUGUGCUCAGCAUGGGUUCCCAAGAAGGCUGCUUGCUAUUGAGCUAUGACCAAUGCAGAGCAGGUGGAUGAGGCGAGCAGAGCCCAGCUGUUGUGUUUCCCUUUUUUCUUUUCUUUGAACCUACUGCUUUUAACAGAUGCUACCACUGCCACGGAGUCCUUCUCCCCAACAGGGUGCUGCUGGGUGCCACCCCACAUGCUGCACUGGACUGUGAGGGGUGUUCAGCCCCUGAUGGCAGGACCUGGUCCAGUUGCCCCCCACUGUCCCCACAUCUGGCAAAGCCACCUGCGAGCCGCUGCCGUGAGACAGUGUGCUCUCCUCCAGCACAGGGAGGGAGGGAAGAAGUGGGAAUGUCCCCUGUCCACUUGCUUAUGUGUGUGUGAAGCUUUGAUGCUGCUUUGCCCUGCCACACGUAUUAUACCUGCUUUAAAAAUAGUGGUGUGAGUGGAAGGAGGAAAAGAAGAGGGACCAACCUCUUUGCAUCUUAAAAGGAAAAAAGUGUGCUUCAGAAAUGUUCCUCCAGCAUCAGGCAGCAAUGGAAACUAAUGGCCUUUUCAGGUCUUUUCUAGUCUUGGAUGUAGGCGUUCAGCUUCAAUUUUAUUUUUUAAAAACCUGCACUAAUUUACCUGGUUUCUUAGGAAGAGAAGAGAGAAGAUUUUUUUUUUUUAACUUUUAUUUUUUAUGGGUUUAUGUUCUUUUUGUUGAUGUCCGUUUGUAUUGAAUAAUUUGCUACAUUUGUAAAAUGUAAGAGGUAUAUAUAAUAUAUGUAUAUUUCUAACGUAAAAAAAUGUAAUUUUUUUCUUUUCAAGAUUUUUUCUUAAAAAAGAGGAGAGAAAAAAUAUUUUUUCAGGAAAAAACUUUAAAAAAAAAAAGAAGUGGUGAAGAUUCCUUUCUCCCCACUCAGCCUCCCUUUCCUCCCACCCCUCUCCAAGGAGUGAAUCGACAGUUGCCUUGUGGGAGAGGAGUGAAAGAGGACAGAAGUCUGUAUGUCUCCGAGUGGAGGGUUUCUGCGUGUGCUCUGCUUGGGGCUUUUUUGGAGAAGGGGACUACUGAGAGGGGGAACCAGGGGGUUGCUGUCUUUUUCUUUAUUUUUUUUUCCUUCUUUUUUUUUUUUUCUUUAGCGAAGGAGGAAUACAAUCAGAGUUUUGUAUUCAGAAUGUUGUGCAAUAUUUUGGAACGGGAUAUUGGUGUGUCUAGAGAUUUAGUUAAAAACAAACAAAAAAACCCCACAAAAAGGUUGAUCAAAUCUGUACAGUUUCUAUUGUUCCAGAUUUUUUUAAGUUUGUAUUAAAAGCAUGAUAUAAUAA